AUGGAGUAUCUCGUGGGACCCGAUGCGAAGAAUCUGCCAGCGAUUGAUGGCGCGAUUCUACAGGGCGGCGUGUCUGAUCGCGAGGCGUGGCACGCCAUGUUGCAGACGGAGGAGGAGAAGGAGGCAUCGAAGAACAUCAUGGCUACGGCGAAGAGGAUGAUCGAUGAGGGCGAUGAGAAGGGCAUUGUUCCUACCAAGGGCAACAUGUUGGCGGAUGUACUCGGUGCGCCGAUUUCGGCGUACAGGACGUAUUCGCUGCUGGCGAAAGGUGGGGAUGAUGAUUACUUUAGCACGGAUCUGGGGGACGAAGUGUUCAAGAACACGUUUGGGAAGAUUCCGAAGGAGACGGCGGUGUGCUUCCUGUUGGGCAGUGAGGACCCGUUUGUGCUGAAGAGUGUGGAUAGGAAGGCGUUGUUGGAGCGGUGGACAAGGAUUAUCCGGGAAGGUGGAGGGGUGGUGGAUGAUGUGAAUGGCGGGUUAGUCGAAGGAGGACAUCACAAUCUCAACGGGGACCCAGAAGAAGUAGUUCAGGGGAAUUGGUGA
Molecule: messenger RNA, 543 nt
Organism: Parastagonospora nodorum SN15
Lineage: Eukaryota; Fungi; Ascomycota; Dothideomycetes; Pleosporales; Phaeosphaeriaceae
Exons: 1
Coding region: 1-543 (180 amino acids)
Source: RefSeq, a predicted model, not a curated record